AGGAAGGAGGAGGGAGAGGGAGGAGGAGAAAAUGGAGGAGGAGGAGGAAGUGGAAGAAAAAGGAGUACAAGAGAGUGUGUCGUGUCUGACGAACAUUCUUUGAAUGCAGCUUCUGGCAACUUGUUCUCAAGCAAGUUUCUCCUUCAGGCCAAGGGCGUGUGCGUUGUGUUGAGAUGCAGCCGAGCAGCAGCAGCGAGAUGUGGGAAAGUUGGAGUGCGGUGACCAACCAAGUGUGCAACGACCCCAAGGUGACCCUGCUGAUGAACUCGAGAGCGGUCCGCUACCUGAACGGGCACCCGCUGCUGGCGCUGGCCGCCAUGUUCUUCUGCGCCGCGGCCGCGGUGCCCGUGGCGCUCUUCCUGCUUUUUGCUGUCGCCACGCUCGUCGUGUCAGCUGUCGGCUUUGUUAUCUUGGAAGGCUUCCUGCUGUCGGCGGCGGCCGUGAGUCUGCUGUGCGCGCUGUCCGGCGCGGCCUUCUUCUCCCUGGCGGCGUCGGCCGUCUUCGCCGCCUUUUACGCCGCCGUCUCCAACAUCCUCAACUACUAUUACAAACAUCUAACAAAGGCGGCGAAAGAGUACGAGAAGGACGACGACGGAGAUGAAACGACGCCCGACAACACGACGCAAUAGUUCUCGUCGUCGUCUUCAUCGCAACCAAACACGCCACAGCUCACAAGUCAGCCGAACGGAACAUUUCGUUUACUUUUCUAUGUCGGAAUACCCAACGAUAUUUCGGAUAGAAAAUGUCAAAAAUGUAUUUAUUUUCAAGAUUGGAUUUCAAUAUUUAUAUAUAAAAAUGAACAACAAAGCUGUUACGCGACUUUUCUUACGAACCUGAAUGUUUUUGAUUUGCGGUAAAGCGCUUAAUAAAGAUCUUCGACAACA
Phycodurus eques (leafy seadragon) is the source of this 884-nucleotide messenger RNA. Its product is annotated as lipid droplet assembly factor 1-like. Bases 174 to 629 code for a protein of 151 amino acids. The record is from RefSeq and is a predicted model, not a curated record. NCBI's taxonomy places the organism in Eukaryota, Metazoa, Chordata, Actinopteri, Syngnathiformes, Syngnathidae. The transcript is spliced from 5 exons.